AUGGCUUCACAAGCAUUCUUCGGCCCAGAUGGCAUCGGUUCAAGAAUUAUGGAAGACUUUGAACCAUAUACUAAGGACAAAAAGCUUCCGGGCUCGACGUCGUUGACUGCGAUUCUUUCAACACUCGUCCCAACGGUCGCGACUGCUGUCUUGUUCUUAGCUAUCUUCGUCCUUAUCCGGGACAGAUACCGCAGAAUAUACAUGCCCAGGACCUACAUCGGCGUUGUUCCAGAGAAGGACCGAACACCGUCUGCAAGUCGAUCACGGUUCGAUUGGAUGCACACUUUCCGAGUUGUUGACGACAAGUUCCUGCUUCAACAUCAGUCAAUCGAUGCAUAUCUAUACCUGAGAUUCCUUCGGACCAUCAUCUUCAUAUGCUUUGUAGGAGCUUGUCUUACCUGGCCGAUACUGAUGCCGGUGAAUUACACGGGAGACGGGAAGGCGAAGCAAUUGGACAGGAUUGCUAUAGGAAAUAUUGCCAAAGCCAAAAACGGCCAUCUAUAUGCGCAUGCUGUGAUAGCAUGGGUCUUCUUCGGCUUCAUCAUGUUUUUAGUAGCGCGGGAACGCAUAUGGCUUGUCGGCCUACGCCAAGCGUGGCACCUGGCUAAACCGAACGCUACUCGGCUAUCGUCCCGGACUGUUCUGUUUCUUUCUGCUCCGAAGUCUGCUCUCGACGAGAACAAUCUGCACAAAAACUUUAGCAACAACGCUACUAGACUCUGGCCCGUAUCUAAAGCUGAAGCUUUAGAAGCUCUAGUGUCAAGCCGCAAUUCAAAAGUCGAGGAGUUGGAGAGUGCUGAGCUCGAACUAUCGAAGAACGCGAACAAAAAAAGGCUGCGAGCCAAUAGAAGCCAGGGAAACGGAGAAGCGCCAGACUAUGCUGGCCUUCCAGACGUGGUCAAAACGUCAUUAAGACCAACCAAAUACCUAACUAAACCUGCGGGGAAGAAAGUUGAUAAGAUCGAGUGGUUAAGAAAGCAAGUGAAGGAGAAGGCAUCCGAAGUUGAAGAGGCUCGCAAGUCUCAUACCGCACCGGACAGCCACAUCAACUCGGCGGUAUUUGUCGAGUUUACAACACAGUCUGCCGCCCAGAAAGCAUAUCAACAGCUUCCGUCCUCCAAAAUACUCGCCAUGAACCCAAGAUACAUUGGCGUAUUACCAAAGGAAGUGAUCUGGGACAACUUGACUAUCCACCCAGCCAGUCGCAUCUCGCAGGGCUAUAUUGCAAAUGCUCUCGUGGCGGCCACUAUCAUCUUCUGGACCAUUCCAAUCACAGUCAUAGGAGCGAUCUCUAAUAUUGAGUAUCUCACAGACAAAGUCAAAUUCCUGGGAUUCAUCAAUAACCUACCAGCUCCAAUCCUUGGCCUCCUCACCGGUUUACUGCCUCCCUUUUUAACGAGUCUCUUCGUUUCCUAUGUUCCCAAUAUUUUCCGAUGGAUUGCUAAGUCAAGUGGUCAACCUACGAACACGCAGGCUGAGUUGAAGGUUCAAAAUUGGUACUACGCCUUCCAAUUCAUACAGGUCUUUCUAGUCACAUCUCUGUCAUCCGCGGCCGCUGCCGUUGCUACGCAAAUUGCCCAGAAUCCAGCCGGGGUACCGGAAAUGCUCGCCAGGCAAAUACCCAAAGCUUCAAAUUUCUACUUGACGUACAUCAUACUUCAAGGAACGGCCUCCGCAGCGAAGAAUGUUUUGAAUUACUCGGACCUUUUCUCGUACCUCUUUUUCGACUAUUUCAUGGACAAGACACCCCGUCAGAAGUACAGUCGGUACACCAGCUUGAAAGGCAUCGGAUGGGGCAACGUAUAUCCUAAGUUCACAAACAUUGCGAUCAUUGCUAUCGCCUACGCCUGCAUUGCUCCUCUAGUCCUCGGAUUUGCGGCCAUUGGUGUCUUCUUCUACUAUCUCAGCUACCGGCACAACCUGCUCUUCGUGAUCCAGACCAAAAUUGAUACGAGAGGCGAAUGCUAUACUCGUGCCCUCCAACAACUUCUCACCGGAGUCUACGUAGCAGAACUCUGCCUCAUCGGUCUAUUCGGCAUCCACAAAGCCACCGGACCACUCGUGAUGACCGCUAUUCUCCUCGGUGUCACCAUCAUCUACAAUAUCACCAUGAAUUACCAACUCAGCCCACUCGAGAAGUACCUCCCGGCUGAUCUCGAAGCCGCAGACGAGGACGCCGAAGAAACUCCGCUGCUAUCGGCUGCCGAAGAAGGAAACGUCCCGUCUCGUGUCCAGCGUGUCGGCCAGGAGAUGAGAGUCCCGAAGCAAGUUGUGGAUCCUAUCGCGCGGUUCUUUGAGCCUCACAUCUUCGCCUCGCACAAGGCGAUGAAGACCUGGCUUUUGGAUGAUGGCGGCACAGGUGAUGAGGUACAGGAGUAUUCGGAGGACGAUGUCAAGAACGCCUAUACUAAUCCGGCGUUCACAUCUAAAACACCUAAAGUGUGGUUGGCAAAGGACGAGAUGGGGGUGAGCAAGAUCGAGGUUGAGGAGAACGAAGCCGCGGGCAUCAGUGCAACGGAUCAGGGUGCUUGGCUAGAGGGCAAGAAGGUCAGGUGGGACGAGGACGACUUUCCGAACGUGCCUCUUUAUAAGGUGCCCGUCAAGUACUGA
Messenger RNA from Mytilinidion resinicola, 2610 nucleotides. Its product is annotated as DUF221-domain-containing protein. Gene Ontology annotation, molecular function: calcium-activated cation channel activity. The coding region runs from base 1 to 2610 and encodes 869 amino acids. Lineage: Eukaryota; Fungi; Ascomycota; Dothideomycetes; Mytilinidiales; Mytilinidiaceae. The transcript is spliced from 6 exons. The record is from RefSeq and is a predicted model, not a curated record. Gene Ontology annotation, cellular component: plasma membrane.